GAAGCGGUGAAUAGCUGCUCUGCUUCGGCCGCCGCCUCCCUCCCAACGCUCCAUCGCUAUCCAUGGUCGCAGUAGUGACCGCCGGGACUCCGCAGCCAUGUACCAGAAUGGCGGCUCGCUCCCCGCUGAGAUGGCAGGCCUUGCCCCCAUGCCCGCCCUCCCGCGCCUCCCCACCGAUCAAUCGGACCUGGCCAUGGGCCUCGAAGACAUGAUGCCCAUGGACAUGGACCUGUCGCAGCUCGACGACGGCCAGCCGCCCGCCGCGCAGCCCGCAGCCUUCACGCCCUUCACCCAGCAGCUGCAGCCGAGCGUGCCCGCCAGCAGCGCCUCGAGCGAUGCCUUCACCCUCACCCAGGACAACACCAUGACGGGCGCCGGCGCCGGCCCGCUGCCCACCGGCUUCGGCGCCCCCAGCCUGAACACGUCCGGCAGCACCCUGACCGAAUUCACCAAGCGCCGCAACUGGUCGCAGCGCGUGCUCGAGGAGCUGCGCGACUUCCUGCACAUCCUGACCCCCGAUGGCAGGAUCCUGUACGUGUCGCCGUCAUGCAAGGCGCUCACGGGCUGGGACCAGCCGCAGCUCAUCGGUCGCUUCAUCGGCGAGUUCAUCCACCCCGACGACCGCGGCAUCUUCGUCAAAGAGUUCCACGAGUCGAUUGCAUCCGGCAACCCCCUCCGCUUCUUCUACCGCUUCCGCAAGAUGGACGAGUCCUGGGCGAUAUUCGAGGCCCACGGCCAUCCGCACCUGAGCAACGACCCCAGCACCUUUGCCCCGCCGAACACGAUGAACUGUCGCGGCUUCUUCAUGAUGGCCCGCCCAUACCCGACAAAGAACGCCGCCCUGCUCGACUCCUUCCUCGAACACAAGAUCGAGAACGAGAGGCUGAUGAAGCGCAUAGCCGAGCUCAAGCGCGAGGAACACGAAGAGCAGGAGGCCGCGGACAGACAUUGGCAGAAGAAGACCGACGGCGUGUCCUCGGUCGCGCCGUCGGAGACGCAAGGGCACACUGAGAGCGACAGCGCGGUUGCGGCAUACAACGCUAUGCCUCCGCCUGCGAAACCGGGCGUCUCAAAUGCGGCCCUGACGCGGCAGAACCUCGACGAGGCGCUGGCAGCAAGCAAGCCUGACAGUAUCAACGACAAGAUGGCACGCUACGAAGGGGCUACACACCUGGAGACCAUCGAGAUGUUGACGGGAUUGCGCUAUCGGGAUGGUGAACGGUCACAGGGCAUCAGCACUGGUGAACACAGCCCGAUGCUAAUCCGAGGCGAUGCAGGCAUUCAGAUAUCGCUCGACCGCGACGGCAGGACGUCGUCUGAUAAGAAGAAGAAGUUGAAGAUCGCCGAUGAAUAUGUGUGUACCGACUGCGGUACGCUGGAUUCGCCUGAGUGGAGGAAAGGGCCCAAUGGACCCAAAACGUUGUGCAACGCCUGCGGAUUGCGCUGGGCAAAGAAGGAAAAGAAGAGGCAGAGUCAAGCGGGCAAUGCCCAGUCGUCGCAAACGCCAGCAAAUCUGCCCAUGCACACGAGCACGAACAGCAGCUGAGCAUAACCUUUUCCGGAAUUUCCAUCACGGGACAACUGAAGGCCCAUUCGGGCGGUCGCCGACGAAGAGGAGGCAAUGGACCAAAACCCCACCGCCAAGGCUCGCUCGAGAGCCAGGAACACCGUGGCUGUCCAUCAAGAAUCGAUAUAAGCAAGCAUCUAGUACAGCCCUACCGGGAGCUGGCUUUGACCAGACUUCGGUAUCUGGAGUCAUGACGCUGUUGCACGCUGGGAUGAGGUAAAAGUUUGAAGCCAUUAUUAGAUCGUUUUGGUGCCUGAGGUGCACAAGUAAACAUAGACGAGUAGAUGAUACCAUAAAUCUAGCUAAGCCGCAGGAUUUUUAACGCCUAAUGAAAGCAAAGAUGGUUUAAUU
This is a messenger RNA of Trematosphaeria pertusa, 1918 nucleotides long. Its product is annotated as blue light regulator 2. The record is from RefSeq and is a predicted model, not a curated record. Gene Ontology annotation, biological process: regulation of DNA-templated transcription. Lineage: Eukaryota; Fungi; Ascomycota; Dothideomycetes; Pleosporales; Trematosphaeriaceae. Bases 98 to 1546 code for a protein of 482 amino acids. Gene Ontology annotation, molecular function: zinc ion binding; protein binding; sequence-specific DNA binding. The transcript has 3 exons.